AUGGCAUCAGCUGCUACUUUCCUCGUUUGUUUAUCAUCACUUAUGCUUCUUCUUCUUCUGCUUCCGAGCAGCAGUAAUGGAGCAAGAAUGGAGGCUGGAGGAGAAGAAUACUGGAGAGAUAUAAUUAAGAACGACAGCCCCAUUCCUCAAGCACUCAAAGGCCUUCUCCCCCGUGGCCGUCAUCAUGAUCAGGCCCAGACCAAUACCGGCUCGGAAAGACUAACCGACAAUUGCCAUACAGAAAAAGCAAAGAACCCAUUUACCAAUCUGUUUGAACCGAGGCCAGACGGCUCAUCCUAUCCGGCUGCUGAUAAAGAGGAGAAGCUGCAGUUCGUACGGAGCUUUGAGCCGAGACCAGACGGCACAUCCUAUCCGGCGGCUGAUAAAGAGGAGAAGCUGCAGUUCGUACGGAGCUUUGAGCCGAGGCCAGACGGCACAUCCUAUCCGGCUGCUGAUAAAGAGGAAAAGCUGCAGUUCGUACGGAGCUUCGAGCCGAGGCCAGACGGCACAUCCUAUCCGGCUGCUGAUAAAGAGGAGAAGCUGCAGUUCGUACGGAGCUUCGAGCCGAGGCCAGACGGCACAUCUUAUCCGGCGGCUGAUAAAGAGGAGAAGCUGCAGUUCGUACGGAGCUUUGAGCCGAGGCCAGACGGCACAUCCUAUCCGGCUGCUGAUAAGGAGGAGAAGCUGCAGUUCGUACGGAGCUUUGAGCCGAGGCCAGACGGCACAUCCUAUCCGGCUGCUGAUAAGGAGGAGAAGCUGCAGUUCGUACGGAGCUUUGAGCCGAGGCCAGACGGCACAUCCUAUCCGGCUGCUGAUAAAGAGGAGAAGCUGGAGUUCGUACGGAGCUUUGAGCCGAGGCCAGACGGCACAUCCUAUCCGGCUGAUAAAGACGAGAAGCUGCAGUUCGUACGAAGUUUUGAGCCGAGGCCAGACGGCACAUCCUAUCCGGCUGAUAAAGACGAGAAACUGCAGCUGGUAAGGAGCUUUGAGAUGAGUCUAGACACUUAA
Molecule: messenger RNA, 1008 nt
Organism: Impatiens glandulifera
Lineage: Eukaryota; Viridiplantae; Streptophyta; Magnoliopsida; Ericales; Balsaminaceae
Exons: 2
Coding region: 1-1008 (335 amino acids)
Source: RefSeq, a predicted model, not a curated record